This is a messenger RNA of Strigops habroptila (Kakapo), 1237 nucleotides long. RefSeq names its product homeobox protein not2-like. Lineage: Eukaryota; Metazoa; Chordata; Aves; Psittaciformes; Psittacidae. The transcript has 3 exons. The record is from RefSeq and is a predicted model, not a curated record. Gene Ontology annotation, biological process: central nervous system development; regulation of DNA-templated transcription; neuron differentiation. Gene Ontology annotation, molecular function: DNA binding; DNA-binding transcription factor activity, RNA polymerase II-specific. The coding region runs from base 1 to 615 and encodes 204 amino acids.
AUGCUGCGCAGCCCUCCGCGCCCGCGGCCCGCCCCGCCGCCCCACAAGACCCCGUUCCACAUCGAAGCGCUGCUCGCCCGGGACCCGCCGCGCCGCGGCCCCGCCGCCUUCUCCUCCGCUCCCCCGGCCCCGGUGGUCCCGCACUGGCCCGCGGCGGGCCUCGGGCUGGGGUUGGGACCGGGACCGGGGCCGGGACCCGGCGGUUGGGGCUGGGGCUGGGGCUGCGCGGCCGUGCGGGGCGGUGCAGGUCUGGAGUUGUCUCACUGUGUAGGAGCCAACUCACUGGGCCCUGCUGUGCCCUGGAGGGCCGGGGGGCCCUGCAAGAUGAAGAGGGUCCGCACUGUCUUCAAGCCUGAGCAGCUGGAGCGGCUGGAGCAGGAGUUCCUCAAGCAGCAGUACAUGGUGGGCACGGAGCGAGUGGACCUGGCUGCAACCCUGCACCUCACAGAGACUCAGGUGAAAGUCUGGUUCCAGAACCGGCGGAUCAAGUGGAGGAAGCAGAGCAUGGAGCAGAAGGCAGCAAAGCUGUCCCAGUUCGGGGUGAUACAACCUGCCACCGCGGACUCGACUGACAUCAAGGACCACGAGGAGGACACCGUGGACGUUGAGCUUUGAACAGCUAUGAGACUCAGCUGCCACUGGUGGUUUCUGAGCCGUGUCUGCUGGAAGGAGAUACUGGGGAUGCAGGAACAUCUUUGCUCCAAGUGAGACACGCUCUUGAUCCAAAAGUUGGAGCUACACAACUAAACUGCAGCUGGCUGGGAGGAACCCCCCGAAUAUUGUUGGGGUGCUGUUUGGUAGCCACAUGCUGGCAUUCCUGGGGCUUCCAUCACCAGGCUGGUUGUACUUGAAGGUACCAUAGCUAUGGCAUGGUACAUAGCAUGUGAUCUGUUUGUUCUUGAAGGACCAUGAACAGUUACCAGCAGAGAAGCUGGGGUGGGUGACAAUCAUACGGUGUCUCUGGCUGUGAGCAGAAGGGCAUUUAAACAUGGGGUCACUUGUGUUGUGUGUGGUUGCGUGCUCCUAGGAGGGAGAUCUGUGGUUUUCCUUGGAGGAGAAUCAACCCUGAUUGGUUUUUUUCUGGUAAACUCUCAUAUUUGAUGCUUAGACCACCACAAAACCCUCUAUGACAAUUGGAAAGCCCUUUGCUCCCACCCACCGACUACCAUUGCAAUAAGAUGCACAGGGUCUGAUCCUGCCCCUGGAACAGAAUUGCCUCCUCUUGUCCUGUGCCUUG